This is a messenger RNA of Zootermopsis nevadensis, 1910 nucleotides long. RefSeq lists its product as uncharacterized. NCBI's taxonomy places the organism in Eukaryota, Metazoa, Arthropoda, Insecta, Blattodea, Termopsidae. The record is from RefSeq and is a predicted model, not a curated record.
GGCUGUCGACAACAAAGUAUGCAGUGACUUGGAACUCCACGGAUUAAAGUGGUCUAGUAUUGACAGUAUGUAGAUGAUAACAAAAAUAUUGUUCCACAGUGCAUGUAUUGUUGCACAAUUAUUUAUGUAAAUAGAGGCUUGAGUAUGUCACAAAACACAUAAAGGAAUACUGGGUUUGAUCAUGACAGAAAGGAAAGAAAAUGCAUUAAAAAGAAUGGCACCUAGUACUGUAAAGAGUGAAAUGCUUACUCAUGAGCUCAACAUAGUAGAGGAAGGGCAUCUAGGAUUACAACCUGUUCCACUUGCUUAUCCCCAUCAGGACAUUAUUGUUGAAGUGCCUCUCAUCAAUGGUGAGCCACCAGCAACAUUGAAUUCUUCAAGAGAAAGUGAUGUCUCAAAUAUCGCGCAGUCUGAGAAAACAUGUGGGGUCUCAGUAGAAACUAGAAACAUCCUACAUCAAGGAAAUGAAGUUAUACAGUGCAAGCAAGAGGAUAAUUUUCAGAGCAUGACUCCGAAAGAAGAGCAGAUCAAAAAACGUAGAGAACAGAACAGGUUUAGAAUGAGAGCACUACGAGCUUCUGAUUCAGAGGUUGCCCUGAGACUUAGGGAACGUAACAAGUUCAGAAUGAGAACGCUUCGUGCCUCAGAUUCACAGGUAGCGCAAAGCCUCAGAGAACGUAACAAGUACCGAAUGAGAGAACUUCGUUCUUCUGAAUCCCAUUUAACCCACAGACUUGUAGGAGGUAGCACUAUUCAUGUAGAUUCUUCUCUAGAUGGAGAAUGCUUGCCAAAUAAUAAGACAAAAAUAGAGCCUAGUAUAGAACAUUGUCAGGAUAUGCAUAUGGCAGGGACUGUUGAUGACUCUUGGAAAGCAGAUCUCAGGGCUGAUAUCAUUAAUAUCUGUGCUGAAGGAAAUAAAUUUCCAUGGAUACAUGUAGAGAAAGGUCCUGUGCACAACAUAUCAUAUGAUGUUCUAGGAUCCCAAGAAAAUGAGAAGCAGGUUGCAUAUGAAGGUUUCUUAAAAAGAGAACAAUCUGUUAAUGGAGUAGUACAUAAAGUUAAGUCACUGUGCUAUGACAUACAGUGUAUUCCGUUAAACAGAAAUAUCUGCAAGCACAAUAUUUAUAACAAGAAUGAACUCCAUGCUCUUGAAAGUGAAGGCAAGGGUAAUGAAAAAUCUGAGAUGGAAUAUAUGGUGGAUGCAGUCAACUGUAUGCAGUGUGAUGGAUUUGUAGUGGGAAGUCAUGAAGUAGGAACGUGUGCAGUUAAUAAUAGCCGGCAACAACAUAAAAAUUUAGGCCCUGUUGCAAAAAAUGAAACUGUUGUGAGUUUUGAUGGGCAAAGUUCAGUCAGAAUGGGAGUUGGUGUCCAUGAUCUAUCCCAGUGUGAAAAAAGAUGUAAUUCACAUUUUUUAACAUUUCAAGGUGAUGUUACAGAACAGACCAAGUUAUUAAUAAAAGAUGUUCCAUCUGAAAUAAGAGAAAUACCUGUAUCUGAAAUACUUGAUCAGGCUGAAAGGCGCAGAGAAAAGGGGAAACUAAGGAUGAGACUUAAACGGCAUACAGAAACAGAAGAAGAAGCCGAGCGGAGGAGGGAAAGGGGCAGAUUGCGAAUGAGAGUAUUGCGAGCUUCAGAGACUGAAGAACAGGCUGCAAGGCGUAGGGAGCUUAACAGAUUGAGGAUGAGAAUGAAGCGGAACUCUGCAAGGCACUGAAGUUGUUCACCUUGUUUCAUUAUGUGGAUGCCAGUCAUUAUUGAUGGACAUUGAGAUUAUUUAAUAAUGAACAUGUUUGUUCACUUAGAGCUUUAAAUUAUAUUGGGUAUAUCCAUCCUAUAAUUUUGACCUUGAAUAUGAACAUAUACAUUUGUCCAGUAAUACUGAAAAUAAAAUAUUCAAUUUUUAUUUUAUA